Molecule: messenger RNA, 2631 nt
Organism: Fimicolochytrium jonesii
Lineage: Eukaryota; Fungi; Chytridiomycota; Chytridiomycetes; Spizellomycetales; Powellomycetaceae
Product: Lon protease C-terminal proteolytic domain-containing protein
Exons: 7
Biological process (GO): mitochondrion organization; protein catabolic process; chaperone-mediated protein complex assembly
Cellular component (GO): mitochondrial matrix
Molecular function (GO): ATP-dependent peptidase activity; ATP binding; single-stranded DNA binding
Source: RefSeq, a predicted model, not a curated record
ACUGUCCCCAAAGAGUACCCGCAGCUAGUGGCGAUUCCGCUGAACCGGCGGCCGCUGUUUCCCGGUUUCUACAAAUCCCUGUACAUCAAGGAUCCGCAGGCGAUUGCAGCGAUUCAGGAGCUGAUGCAUCGGAAUCAGCCGUACGUCGGCAUCUUCCUGUCUAAAAACGACGAAUUGGAGGACGAUGUGAUUGGCGACAUGGACCAGGUGCAUCCUGUCGGAGUAUUUGCGCAGAUCACCAACAUAUAUCAGGCAGGACCGGGCAACGAGGCGCUGACGGUAGUUGUGUACCCACAUCGCCGUAUCAGAAUGACGGGCGUAGUAGGUCCACCUGAUCUCGCAAAUAUCAAGAUGCGGCAACAGGCUGCCAUGGACGCGAAGAAGGAGAAGGAGAAGGAGACAGCAUCCGAUACAGAGAAGGCUGCGGACGCGCCUUCGUCUGACGCAGAUGCCGCCAAGGAGGCAACAGCAGAAGGUAGCGUGGGCUCGAUUCCGAAUUCGAUCAAGGGCGAUUACCUACCUAUGAACAAGCACCUGCACAACUACCGCGUCUCCCUCGCCAAUGUUGAGAACAUGACCGACGCGCCCUUCAAUGCCAGCAACAACGUCGUGAAAGCCAUCACUUCCGAAAUGCUCAACGUGCUGAAGGAGAUCUCCAAUAUCAACCCUCUUCUCCGCGAUCAAAUCAUCACCUUCUCCAUCCAAACGGGCGGCAGUGCGUUCGCGGACCCAGCUAAACUGGCCGAUUUCGCCGCAGCCGUCUCGACAGGCGAACCAAGCGAACUGCAAAGUGUGCUGGACAGUUUGGAAAUCGAGGAGAGAUUGAUGAAGGCUCUGUCGGUCGUGAAGAACGAAUUGGCAAAUGCAAAGCUGCAACAGGAUAUCGCCAAGGAGGUCGACAAGAAGAUUACCAGGCGGCAGCAGGAGUACUUCUUGAUGGAGCAGCUGAAGGGCAUCAAGAAGGAACUGGGCAUCGAUAGUGAUGGAAAGGACAAGUUGACGGAGAAGUUCAAGCAAAGAGCUGCCAAGUUGGACAUGCCGGAGGCUGUCAAGAAGGUUUUCGAUGAGGAAAUCAACAAGCUGCAGUCACUUGAACCCGCCGCCUCCGAGUUCAAUGUCACCCGCAACUACCUUGACUGGAUAACACAAAUACCGUGGGGCCAACACAGCAAGGAGAACUUUGACAUCAGACACGCCGCAACUGUUCUGGAUGAGGAUCACUACGGCCUGAAAGACGUGAAGGACCGUAUUUUGGAGUUCAUUGCUGUCGGCAAAUUGCGCGGAACUGUGGAGGGCAAAAUCAUUUGCUUACAAGGGCCUCCUGGUGUUGGAAAGACAUCGAUCGGAAAGUCCAUCGCACGAGCACUGGGGCGAGAGUUCUUCAGGUUCAGUGUAGGAGGACUUACAGACGUUGCUGAAAUCAAGGGACACCGCCGGACGUAUGUCGGCGCAAUGCCCGGAAAGGUGGUGCAGGCAUUGAAGAAGGUGCAGACAGAGAACCCUCUCAUCAUGAUCGACGAAAUCGACAAACUCGGCCGCGGCCACCAAGGCGACCCCGCCUCCGCCCUCCUCGAACUCCUCGACCCCGAACAAAACAACUCCUUCCUCGACCACUACAUGGACAUCCCCCUCGACCUUUCCAAAGUCCUCUUCGUCUGCACUGCCAACAUGCUGGAAACCAUCCCCGCGCCAUUACUCGACCGCAUGGAGAUCAUCCGUCUGUCCGGUUACGUUGCGGAAGAAAAGGUUGCCAUCGCUGCAAAAUACCUCGCCCCCGCCGCCCGCGAAUCCGCAGGCGUCAAAGAAACCGAUGUCGUAUUGCAACCGGAAGCCAUCGAAUCGCUCAUCCGCCAUUAUUGCCGGGAAAGCGGCGUCAGGAACCUGAAGAAGCACAUUGACAAGAUCUACAGAAAGACGGCGUUCAAGAUUGUGCAGGAGGAUAAGGAGCCGGGAAGUGAGGCGACGAAGUAUGAGAUUACGCCGGAGAAUUUGAAGGAGUAUGUGGGCAGCCCGGUGUUUACGUCUGAUCGGAUGUAUGAUCAGACGCCGCCGGGGGUUGUUAUGGGGUUGGCUUGGACGUCUAUGGGCGGCUCAGCACUUUACAUCGAAUCCGUCCUCGAGUCCACCAUUUCCGAAACGGGCAAACCGUCUUUCCACCGCACGGGCCAGAUGGGCGACGUCAUGAAGGAGUCUUCCACCAUCGCCUACACGUACGCGAAAUCGUUCAUGGCCAAACGGUUCCCGGAUAACAAGUUCUUUGACAAGGCUCAGGUGCAUCUGCACGUUCCUGAGGGCGCGACUCCGAAAGAUGGCCCCUCCGCCGGCUCCACAAUGGUCUCCUCCCUUCUCUCCCUCUCCCUCUCCAAACCGCUGAUACCCGACGUCGCCAUGACGGGCGAAAUCACACUAACAGGCAAGAUCCUCAAAAUCGGCGGGGUGAAAGAGAAAACGAUUGCCGCGAAACGAUCAGGCGUGAAAACCAUCAUCUUCCCGGAAUCCAACCGCGCGGAUUGGGAGGAGCUGCCGGAUUAUGUCAAGCAGGGGCUGGACGUAAAAUUUGUGGCGUGGUAUGAGCAGAUCUUCGAGGUGGUGUUUCCCGAGUUGCAUGCGGAGAGUGCGAAGAACGCUUAG